GCUCCCUUAAUAAUAAUUAUUAAAAAAUAGAACGAGGGAGCGGUCACCGUCGCCGUUUUUCAUUUCAAUUCAAAUCCCUUCACUUGGCUACGCGUUUCUUCUUCUUCUUCUUCUUCUUCUUCCUCAGUGAACGUAGUGAUCACCAAAUUCAUUCUCUAUUAUGCCUCGGGACCAUCCGUAGUAUCUCUCUCUUGCCUUGUUUCCUCAACCCAGAUUCCGUUUUCUCUGUUUAUUUCAGAAAUUAGGUUUGAUUUGUUUUGGUAUUGUCCAAUAUGAAGAGGAGAAAAUCGGAAACCAGAUUGGAUAAAUUCGACUUGUUCCUGUCUUUGAGCAGGCAAAGAUCCAUUCAAAUUCUGAUUGGCGUUGGUUUUUUGUAUAUACUCCUUGUUACUAUAGAAAUCCCUUUUGUCUUUAAUACUGGUUUCAGUGCUGUUUCUCAAGAAACUCUGGCUCGCCCUUUUACGCUUCAAAGCGAAGAGGAUUUGCUGGAUAAAGGUGCUCCUACUCGGCCCCGUCACUUGGUUUCUCAUAACUCGGCCCAACCAACUCAGUCCCAAAGUACUAACAGAACCCUCAGGUUGUUGUCAAGUUUGAAUUUUGACCCCACAACAUUUGAUCCUACUAAAAAAGAUGGAUCCAUCGAGCUUCACAAGACUGCUAAGACUGCUUGGGAGGUGGGAAGAAAGUUUUGGGAAGAGAUAGAUUCGGGUAAAGUUCAGGUUUCGGAUGUAAAAACCCCCAAGAACCUAUCCGAGUCGUGCCUGCAUUCGGUUUCGUUACCUGGGUCAGAUUUUUUAAAGCGAGGGAAGGUGGUGGAGUUGCCGUGUGGGCUGACGUUGGGGUCACACGUAACGGUGGUGGGGAUGCCAAGGUGGGCCCAUGCUGAGAAAGACCAAAAAAUAUCACUGGUGAAAGAUGGUGGAGAGCCGGUGAUGGUGUCACAGUUUAUGAUCGAGUUGCAGGGGCUGAAGAUCGUGGAAGGCGAGGAUCCGCCGAGGAUUCUGCAUUUCAAUCCGAGGCUGAAGGGGGAUUGGAGUGGGAAGCCGGUGAUUGAGCAGAAUACUUGUUAUAGGAUGCAGUGGGGGACUGCUCUGCGUUGUGAGGGUUGGAAGUCUAAGGCUGAUGAGGAGACAGUUGAUGAUCAGGUGAAGUGUGAGAAGUGGAUCCGAGAUGACGACAAUCACUCUGAGGAGUCAAAGGCAACUUGGUGGUUAAGCCGGCUCAUUGGCCGAACUAAAAAGGUGUCUGUUGACUGGCCAUUUCCAUUUGUAGAGGGGAAGCUGUUUGUUCUAACACUCAGUGCUGGUUUGGAAGGUUAUCAUGUUAAUGUUGAUGGGAGGCACAUCGCCUCUUUUCCUUAUCACACUGGUUAUACUCCUGAGGAUGCCACAGGGUUAACUGUGAACGGUGACAUAGAUGUUCACUUUCUAUUUGCUGCUUCAUUGCCCACAACACACCCGAGUUUUGCUCCUCAGAGGCAUUUAGAGAUGACAGACAGAUGGAGAGCACCACCUCUUCCUGAGGGUUCUGCAGAACUUUUUAUUGGCAUUCUUUCUGCAGGCAACCAUUUUGCUGAGAGGAUGGCUGCAAGGAAGUCUUGGAUGCAACAUAGGAUCAUUAAAUCUUCAACUGCAGUAGCUCGUUUCUUUGUAGCACUGCAUGCCCGGAAAGAUGUGAAUUUGGAGUUGAAGAAAGAGGCAGAAUUUUUUGGUGACAUUGUUAUUGUGCCUUACAUGGACAACUAUGACCUUGUGGUAUUAAAAACGGUUGCUAUCUGUGAAUAUGGGGUUCGCACUGUCCAUGCAAAGUAUAUUAUGAAGGGUGAUGAUGACACAUUUGUUAGAGUGGAUGCAGUCCUCGAUGAAGCAAGAAAAGUUCCUGAAGGCAGGAGCUUUUACAUUGGGAACAUAAAUUACUACCAUAAGCCUCUUCGAUAUGGUAAAUGGGCAGUGACAUAUGAGGAGUGGCCAGAGGAAGAGUAUCCGCCUUAUGCAAAUGGACCAGGGUACAUUGUGUCCUCUGACAUUGCAUGGUUCAUUGUUUCCGAGUUCGAGAGACAUAAAUUAAGGUUGUUCAAGAUGGAAGAUGUGAGCAUGGGAAUGUGGGUGGAGCAGUUCAAUAGCUCAAAACCUGUGGAGUAUGUACAUAGCUUGAAGUACUGCCAGUUUGGAUGCAUUGAAGGCUAUUUCACAGCUCAUUAUCAAUCCCCAAGGCAGAUUAUCUGCCUUUGGGAUAAACUGCAAAAGCUUGGAAAGCCCCAGUGCUGCAAUAUGAGAUGACAAAUCCUUGAUGCUGUCGAGUGCUGGAACAUGGGUUGAUACCGUGAUGGUCACAGUAUUUGGUGACUCAAGCCAGUGGAUGCUACGACGAUCACAACAAUGGAUGAUUGUCUGAAGAAGUUGAGAUAGGUUACACGAGGAAGUUUUGCAGCCAUAGCAUAAAAAUUGUAAAUUCUGUGAAGUUGGCUUAGCUUUUCCUCCUAGGCUGAACGAGUUCCAGUUCCAAUUCAUUCAUUGUUUUUCCCUCUCUCUUCCGUUUCUUGUUUUCACAUUUAGCUCUAAGGUUCUGGAACUUGGAAGAUGAUAGAUGAUAGCAGUUCAAUCUUUGCAGGAAACUUGUCCCCAUAAGUCCUUUCUUGCGUUUCAAUUCAUAAUCAAAAUAUAUAGAGCUGGGAAUAGCUGGUGUUAAACUAUA
Messenger RNA from Manihot esculenta (cassava), 2694 nucleotides. Its product is annotated as hydroxyproline O-galactosyltransferase GALT6. Bases 273 to 2279 code for a protein of 668 amino acids. Gene Ontology annotation, cellular component: Golgi membrane. The transcript has 7 exons. NCBI's taxonomy places the organism in Eukaryota, Viridiplantae, Streptophyta, Magnoliopsida, Malpighiales, Euphorbiaceae. Gene Ontology annotation, molecular function: galactosyltransferase activity; carbohydrate binding. The record is from RefSeq and is a predicted model, not a curated record.